AUGGCUUCUAAGCGCAAAGCCGACGACUUCAUAUAUACCUUAUCUGAUAACGAGGAGCUUCCCAAUGAAGAAGAUGUCAUACUCGAGCCGAACCCACCAAAGAAAAAGUCCAAGAAAAACAAGCGACCUACUCAAUUAGACGAUGACGAAAAUGGUGUCUGGGGCAAGAAAGAUGAGGAUGAUGGGGCAAUGGACUCUGAAUUCGAAUUCGCAGAGGAUGUUACCACAGAUUUUAGGACGGAGGAUUUUGAAGGUUGGGGUUUUGAUGGUGCGAAAAAGGGUAUGAACGGAAACGUAACAAAGAGACUCGUUGACGUGGACGAGAUCGUGCGAAGGAGAAGGGGUACUCAAGAGGAUAACGAAGUAAACAAAAACAAGAAGGAAAUCGCGGAUGACGUUAGUAGCCAAGAAGAAGACGAAGAUAUCGAACUUGACGAUCAGGACGACGAAGUUUUAGCUGAAGAUGGAUUUGGUAUGGGUGCUGCUUCAGACGAAGAAUCAGGCGAUGAUAGGGCAGAAGAUAAUUCUGAUCAUGACGAAAAUGACGAGGAUGAUGCUUCAGAUAACGAUUCUGUCGCUACCCCCGUUGAUCACCCUGAUGACGAAGAAGAAUCCGACGAAACGGACGAUGAGGAAGAUUCCGAAGAAGCAGCUAAGAGAGCGGCCUUCUUUGCACCUGAAGAGAAAAAGACAGCUGGGAAACACAAUGGAAAGUCUUCGUUCCAAACCAUGUCCCUUUCACGACCGAUUUUGCGCGGUCUUAAUUCUGUCGGCUUUAACGAACCCACUCCAAUCCAAGCGAAAACAAUACCACUCGCGCUGGAAGGAAAGGAUCUGGUUGGCGGUGCAGUUACAGGCUCUGGAAAAACUGCUGCUUUCGUUGUUCCCAUCUUAGAAAGGCUGCUGUACCGACCAAAUAAAAUCCCCACGAGCCGCGUGGUUAUCUUAACUCCUACCCGAGAACUCGCUAUACAGUGUCACGCAGUCGCAACCAAGCUCGCUGGUCAUACGGAUAUCAAGUUCUGUCUAGCAGUCGGUGGUUUGAGUUUGAAAGUUCAGGAAGCAGAACUACGCCUAAGACCUGACGUUAUCGUUGCCACUCCGGGUAGAUUUAUCGAUCAUAUGCGUAACUCGGCUAGCUUUUCGACGGAUACGGUUGAAAUUCUGGUUCUAGAUGAGGCCGACCGAAUGCUUGAGGAUGGGUUUGCAGACGAACUGAACGAGAUCCUUACAACCCUACCCAAGUCACGGCAGACAAUGCUCUUCUCCGCUACCAUGACUUCAUCCGUUGACCGACUUAUCCGCGCUGGUUUAAACAAACCAGUACGAGUAAUGGUAGAUUCUCAAAGGAAAACGAACGACAAGCUAGAACAAAAGUUUGUCAGGUUAAGACCAGGCCGGGAAGAUAAGAGAAUGGGUUAUCUCAUUCAUAUCUGUAAAACUAUGCAUACUGAGCGUGUUAUCAUAUUCUUCAGACAAAAGAAGGAAGCGCAUCGUGCUCGGAUCAUUUUUGCCUUAUUUAACCUGUCCUGCGCCGAACUACACGGAAGUAUGAAUCAAGCACAGCGUAUUUCUAGUGUCGAAUCCUUCCGAGAUGGUAAAGUGUCUUUUCUGCUGGCCACUGAUCUGGCUUCUCGAGGUCUUGAUAUUAAAGGCGUGGAUACCGUUAUCAACUACGAAGGCCCACAGACACACGAGAUAUACGUACACCGUGUAGGGCGUACUGCACGAGCUGGGCGUUCGGGUGUUGCCAUCACACUAGCCGCAGAACCUGACCGGAAAGUCGUAAAAGCAGCGGUUAGAUCUGGGAAGGCUCAAGGAGCCAAGAUCAGUAGUUUGAUCAUUGAUCCCGCCGAUGCUGAUAAAUGGCAAGACAAGAUCGACGAGAUGGCCGAUGAGAUCGAGUUAAUUGCUCAAGAAGAGAAGGAAGAGAAGCAGCUGGCACAAGCAGAGAUGCAAAUCAAGAAGGGAGAGAAUAUGGUUAUUCACGAGGAUGAAAUCAAGUCUCGACCGAAGCGAACAUGGUUCGAAACGCAACAUGAGAAGAAGAAGGCCAAGGAGGCCGGAAGGGCUGAGCUGAAUGGGCUAAUCGAGUCGUUAAAGAAAAAGGGGAACGGCAAGUUAAGCAACAAGGAUAGGAAGAAACUAGACGCAAGGUCGACAAGGACGGAGGGUAUGUGGAAGAAGGGCUCUGCCGAGAGGGCAGGUAAAGGUGCCGUUCUUAAUUUCAAAAAUGAUAAGAAGAAGAAGAAGGAGGCCAGAACGUCUGGGAAGACACAAAAGAGAUAG
Messenger RNA from Daldinia childiae, 2289 nucleotides. RefSeq names its product ATP-dependent RNA helicase DRS1. Lineage: Eukaryota; Fungi; Ascomycota; Sordariomycetes; Xylariales; Hypoxylaceae. The record is from RefSeq and is a predicted model, not a curated record. The transcript is spliced from 2 exons. Gene Ontology annotation, molecular function: ATP binding; nucleic acid binding; RNA helicase activity. The coding region runs from base 1 to 2289 and encodes 762 amino acids.